Messenger RNA from Branchiostoma floridae (Florida lancelet), 3858 nucleotides. RefSeq lists its product as uncharacterized. The transcript is spliced from 22 exons. Lineage: Eukaryota; Metazoa; Chordata; Leptocardii; Amphioxiformes; Branchiostomatidae. The coding region runs from base 547 to 3318 and encodes 923 amino acids. Gene Ontology annotation, molecular function: cysteine-type peptidase activity. The record is from RefSeq and is a predicted model, not a curated record. Gene Ontology annotation, biological process: proteolysis.
AACACCUUAGGAGAACAAAAAGAACCCCCUGUUCCAUAUCUUAGCACCCCCCACGACGGGACCGGGCCGGGGUACCUGGCGUUAGUUAGACUGGGAAUCUCAUAAAGUCAGCGUAGCGUCCUCUCCCCUUGUCAAGGUAAAUAUGCCAAUCACUUCCCUCACUUUAUAAUCCACAUUUUUUCAAUGGUUUGUAUCUUAGCGACGAUGACAUCAUGUGAUAUUUUUUUUACAGGAUGUGGGUGAGCGCCUUACCCGACUUUCUUCUAGAAAGAGAAAAAAGUCGGGUAGCCAAAUACAGACCAUUGGGUCAACGGGAUGAAGAGAAGGCAAGCGCUCAUUAUUUCAACCGUGUUUAAUAACUUUUGUGUUUGGGAAAAUGUCAUGAUGAGUAUUAUUGUCCUUUGAAAUCCUGUUGCAAGUACCAAAAGCAAGACUAGAGUUUGUGCACAAAAAAAAACAUUUUACUAUAAACAUUCUUCCCUAUAGGUUGAACAGUUCUUCAGACAUCCCCCCAAAAGCGUUUCCAAAACAGACUUGUCAACUCUGAUGGACGAGGGAUUGCUGUCUGACUAUAUCAUUGAUGUUUACCUGAAGGUGAUCAAGAUGUCGUGCAGUUCAGAGGCUAACAUUGACUACUUCGACUGUUCCGUAUAUGAGAGACUCGGAAGGGGAGACUUUGGCACGUUCAAAAGCCACCAGAAAUCUCAAAAGGACAUACAUGACAGUGACCUACUUUUCCUGCCUGUCCAUGAGGCAAGCCACUGGGGGCUUCUGGUAUUCUACCCGAAGAGGAAGACAGUUAUUCUUCUCGAUUCAUUCCAGACUCCCAGCUCCGGCAUUGACAAGCACGUAGCGUUUGAAAGAGCAAGACGCUUGUUGACCUCCUACUCGCCAAAUGCAGAACUGAGCUGGGAGUCGUGGGAAUUCUAUAUGCCCCCUGCUGAUGAAAUACCUCAGCAGACAAAUGGCAGUGACUGCGGUGUGUUUGCUUGCCAGUAUGCAUCACACCUUGCGUGCAAUUUACCGUUGCACUUUUCACAGGUGGCAAUACCUAACAUCCGCAUGUGGAUGGUGCUGGAGAUAUGCACUGCAUCACUAAGGGAGGAUCGUGUGAAAGUAACUGCAAAGAAGGCAAUAUCAUCAAAGACCACCAGGGAGACUACAACACCAUCAUCAGUUGCUAAACACAGCCGGCAGUUUUUCUACAGCAACGAGGACACAGAUGAAGGAGAUCCAGACAAAGAUGGAGAGGAAGAGAUUGGAGAGGAAGCUGAGACUCAAGGUCAGAACGUGUACGACUUCGAAGGAGAGGCAACAAGACCAAAGGCCCACAGGAAGACUGCAUCUUAUCCGGUUGAUGAACACAGAUGGGGCUUUUUCGUGAGCAGCCAGGACACUGAUGAAGAGGAAGAUGGAGAUGAAGAGACUGAAGAGGAAUAUCUGAAUGAAGGUGUACACACAGAGACGAGAAGUAGACGGGAGAAGCUGUUGAGCAAAAGCUCCAUUGCAGACAUGCUACACAAGUGCAUGAAGACAGCCGUACCCUGUUGUCGGAACAGAUGCGUCACCAAGUUUGACCCUGAUAAAAUCCUCACCUGCCGACACGACAUGUUGGAUCGUGGAUCAGGACGGGGUCAGUACAUCCUAGACAUGAUGAAGGCAGCUGACAGGCGCGGUGACGGCCAAGCCAAGAUCACCUCCUUCCCAUGCCAAGGCCAUGCUGUGUGCGGGAAGGCCUGGUACCUGCUCCAUGGUAUCAGCAGAAGCAGUUUCUAUGAAUAUCUACAAGAUUACUUGAAAGGGAAAAGAACAGUGCGUCACGGGAACACUGGCAUCUUGCGCCGUAGCCCUUCGUACUGUCUUGCAUCUGUAUGGCUUGGCGAGUUUGCGGAGCGCUACGGCGACAAGAUGCCAGACAAGAUCGCAAUCAACUUGCCAUCAACGAUGACAAAGAUUGAAGUAUACCAGAGGUACAGAAAAAGUCGGGGUGUUGACAUGCUGAAGCCCAUCGCCAUGUCAACAUUCAAUGGGAUGUGGAUUGAUGAAUAUCCUGACCUAAAAAUCCCCGAGACAAGCCGCCUAGGAAUUUGCGACGUCUGCAAGGAUCUGCGGACAGCGCGAGGUGAAGCAACAACAGCUGAGCAGAGGGAGGCUAUCGAUAAUGACUUGCAGCUCCAUAAUGACCUACAGAUGAUGGAGAGACGGGUGUACUGGGGGAAGGUACACAGGUCCCUCGAUGAUCCCUCGGCCUAUCUCUCCAUAAUCAUCGACGGUAUGGACCAGAACAAAACGGCCAUCCCACAUUUUGUCCAAAAAACGAAGGAGUCAGAGAAGUGGAAGCUGAAGACGCACGUAACAGGUGUCCUAGUCCAUGGCCUGGGCCAGGCAUUUGCCUACAUCGAUAACUUGCGCUGGCCACACGACAGCAACUUGACGUGUAACGUCUUGCUGGCCACCCUAAGGAUGGUGUCUAGGAUGUACGACAACAAGCUGCCAGCAACACUAUUUCUCCAGAUGGACAACUGCUGGAGGGAGUGCAAGAACAAGUUUGUCUUUGCUUUCCUAGGCUACCUGGUGAUCAGGGGAAUAUUCAAAGAGGUGCAGGUGGGCUAUCUCCUUGUCGGACACACACACGAAGACGUAGAUCAAUUCUUCAGUAAGAUAGCGCACACGCUGAACAAAAAGCGGGACGCUACAACAGUUGAGGAACUGAUGCACGCCAUUGGCCAAAGCUUUCCCAAUGUCAAGGCCUGGGAAAUGGACGCCCUCCUGGACAUCAAGGCCUUCCUGGGUGAUGUCAGCAAUGACAUGGAGCAGCACAGUUGCCCCCAUCUCUACCGGUUCACCGCAGAUCAUGAGAAGAAGCUCAUCACUGAGUACAAGAACUAUGCAUCUGAUGAUGGGUGGCGGCUGCCAAGAAACAACGAAGUCCGUCUGGUAGAGCAACUUCCUCCAGCUGGCUCCAAACCAGACCUGCUCGCUCCGAGGAUGGAACGGCUGGAGAUUAACCAGUUUGAAGCUGGAGUCACAGCGAUGUGGCAAAAUGGGAAGUUGACAACGAUGCAGAAGAUGGCGCUGGAUGCCUACACGGCGAAACAGACUGGGUCUGCGGAAUACAUGGAGUUGAACAAGAAGAGAAUCGUUGAUACCCUGUGGCCAGAGGCACUUAUGCAGGCUUGGGCACAGGACAGGCCAACGCCACCCCCACAGCUGACACAGCAGGACAGAAACCGGAUUGACAACCUGUACAGAAGCUACAAUAAAAGCAAGAAGACCAGUGAGCCGAAGCUUAAGAGGAAGAAGAAGAAAACAGGAUGAGUUACUGGAUCUUGCACUAACUUCAACCAUGUCCCCCCAUCUUCUUCUAAGCUUGACUGACAGUAACUGCAGUCUCUUCAGCCUUUCUUCAUACGGUAGUUCCCUAAGUCCUGCUUUGUUACCCAUGCUGUACUUUUUCAAGGUGUAAUACUACUACUAGUUCAAGAUAUUGUGUCGAAACGACAUUGAACUACAAGAAGUGCAUUUGCGUAUGUUGUGUUUUCUUUUUUUUCUAUUGCAAUCUCAGCUUUCAUUGUAAAUAUACAUUAGUCAACAUUAGUUGUGAAUAGUACUAUUGUUGUAACUAGUACAAGUGCUAUUUGUUACUUAGUAGUUCAAGAUAUUAUGUCGAAGCGAUAUCGAACUUACUACAAGAAGUGUGUUUGUGUACGCUGUAUUUUCUUUUUUUUCUAUUGCAAUCUCAGCUUUCAUUGUAAAUAUACAUUAGUCAACUUUAACAUUGUGAAUAGUACUAGUGUUGUAACUAGUACUAGUGUUAUUUUUGACUUAGUAGUUCAAGAUAUUGUGUCGAAGCGAUAU